Molecule: messenger RNA, 1351 nt
Organism: Stegostoma tigrinum
Lineage: Eukaryota; Metazoa; Chordata; Chondrichthyes; Orectolobiformes; Stegostomatidae
Gene: thoc7
Product: THO complex 7
Exons: 10
Coding region: 713-1171 (152 amino acids)
Biological process (GO): mRNA processing; mRNA export from nucleus
Cellular component (GO): THO complex part of transcription export complex
Source: RefSeq, a predicted model, not a curated record
AAUACCUUGACUCCACCUCCCAAACCUCUGACCCCGCCUCUUGGUGCGCCGCGGAUGUUUGCUCGGCCUGGAGCCGCCAUGUCGGUCACUGAUGACUUCCAGCAGCUGUGCUAUUUUGAUUUUAUGCCAAGUUUAAGGAGCAUCUUAAAGGAGGAGGAGAGAGUUGGAAUGGUUUACGGAUGGAAUUCCAGAGCUUAGGGUGGAGUGAUUAAAAUCAGGUAGGUACUCAAAUUGGCAGGAUGUGACUGGUGGUGCCCCAUAAAGAUCUGUGUUUGGAUUGUGGGAGUAAACUGGACCACCCGGAGAAAACCCACAUAGGCAGGGCAAGAAUGUGCAAAGUCCACUCAGACUGUCGCUUGAGGUUGGAACUGAACUCGGGCAGUAGUGCCAACCACUGAGCCACCAUGCCGCCCCAUUGGAAUAAAAGUUGGAAAAAAGAUGUACCUCUUUCCUUUGGCUGUGGAAGAAAUGGAUUUGUAAUGCCUUCUCCAUUGUUAGAUUGGUGCUGUUCUUUCAAGCAAUUUAGCCAAGUUAGUUCUAUGUAUACCGUUAUCUUGGCUUAACCUUGCAUGUAGAUGAAGUUAUACGUAAGCGGCUUCUAAUUGAUGGAGAUGGCGCUGGAGAUGAUCGACGCAUUAACCUACUGCUGAAAAGCUUCAUUAAGUGGUGUAAUUCAGGAUCUCAAGAGGAGGGGUAUAGCCAACACCAGCGUAUGCUUGGUACAUUGGGGCAGUGUGAAUUUUCCAUGGGAAAAACAUUACUUGUGUAUGAUAUGAACCUGAGGGAAAUGCUGAACUAUGAGAAAAUCUCAAAAGACAUAGAAAGUAACAUUGCAGCUGCACAUGACAAGAUCUCAGAAUGCAAGAAACAGAUUUUACAAGCAAAACGAAUUCGGAAAAAUCGUCAAGAGUAUGAUGCAUUAGCAAAAGUGAUACAACAGCAUCCUGAUAGACAUGAAACUUUACAGCAAUUGGACGCGUUGGGCAAAGAAUUAGAACACCUUUCUCAUAUUAAGGAGAGUGUCGAAGAUAAGCUUGAGCUAAGAAGAAAACAAUUCCAUGUUCUGCUCAGUACUAUACAUGAAUUACAACAAACACUGGAAAGUGAUGAGAAAAUGUCCGAAGGUGAGGACUCUCCUGAGACUCGCAUGGAGAUGCAAAAUGGACAUUAGUGGAUCUGCCAUUAAGAACUUUUUUAUUAUAGUGAAUUUUUUUUAAUAUGGAGGAAAACGUUUAAUUGCUUACCCCGGAGCUCCAAAGAUAAACUUUUUAAGUGUAAAUUAAGCUUUUGAAACAGAGCAUGAAAAGUAUUGAAAUGUUGAGUUGAUUAAUAAAAAAGACAUUGAAGCUUG